GACGUUACAACCAAAUCACCGUUUUCCAAAAAUGGUCAAAACCGAAAGUACGGUAAAAUUCAUUAACAAAACGACACAUACAGAUCAAUUUGUUUUAUAGUUAUGUAAGAACUCAACAAACUUGAUAUGCCAAUGUCUUCUCAUUUAGUGGUAGCAGCAAUCGACUUUGGAACAACUUUUUCAAGUUGGGGAUUUUCGUUCAAACAUGAGUUUGAUGUUGAGCCAACAAAGGUCACGGCAAAACAAUGGACAGGAUUACAGUCCGCCAUAUCGUUAAAAGGACCCACAACGAUUCUCAUCAAUCCUGAUGGCCAAACAAUUGAUAGCUUUGGUUUUGAUGCUGAAACCAAGUAUGCUGAACUUGCAGAGGAGCAGCAGCAUAAAGAAUGGUAUUUCUUCAAGAGAUUUAAAAUGCAGCUGUAUGACAAAAUUGGUAUCCAGAAGGAUUUUACGAUUGAAGAUGCAAUAGGUAAAUCUCUGAUGGCGAAGACAGUGUUUACAUUAUCCAUAAGAUACCUUAUAGAUGAUCUUAUGGGCAUGUCAAAGAAACAGGUUCUGGAUGAAAAUUUGACAGAGGACGACGUAAAAUGGGUUUUAACAGUUCCCGCAAUAUGGAGCGAUGUAGCCAAACAAUUUAUGCGAGAAGCUGCAGUAGAUGCUGGAAUAAAGGACAAGUGUCUCACCAUUGCCCUGGAACCGGAAGCUGCAUCUAUUUAUUGUCACUUACUUCCAACUUCAAGAACUCAGGGCUCCCUCGGGAAAUUAGAAAGCGGGAGUAAAUAUAUGAUACUAGAUGCUGGAGGAGGAACAGUUGACAUAACAGUGCAUGAAACAACACAAUUUAAUGAGCUCAAGGAAAUAUACAAGGCUAGCGGAGGAGAUUGGGGUGGCACCAUGGUUGACAAAGCUUUUGAAGAGUUUAUCUCUGAAGUCAUGGGGACAGAUGUUAUGGACACGUUUAAAGAUGAUACCGUAGAAGAGUAUCUGGAUCUGAUGAGAAGCUUUGAGAUCAAGAAGAGAGAAGCCAAACCAGACACACAAGUGACCAUAAGGAUACCCGUUUCUCUGAUUGAUGCCGUAAAGGCAAUUAGAGGUACAUCGGUUCAAACUGUAAUAGCCGAGUCCAAGUACAAGAAUAGUAUACGGUUAACUGGAGACAAACUAAAACUUCCUUCAGAUGUUAUGAAUGGUUCCUUCCAAGAAUCUCUGAGAAAUAUAACAAAUCAUUUAACUAACCUACUUGAUAAACCGGAGUUGAAAGACUGUAAAACAUUGUUAAUGGUAGGUGGGUAUUCGGAGUCGCUUUUACUUCAGCAAAUAUAAAGGAACUAUUUUCAAAUGAAAAUCGUUAUACCAUCAGAUACCGGGCUCGCUGUUUUAAAAGGAGCCGUGAUAUAUGGUCACGAUCCAACUGUGAUUUCACAAAGAGUUUGUAAGUAUACAUAUGGGAAUAAUGGCAGUCAUGACUACACUACAAAUUGCAAACAUCUGCCUACCAAUAAAUCGUUCGAAAAUGGUAUUGAGCGCUGUAAUGAUAUAUUCUACGUGCAUGUUCGAGCUGGGGAUGUCAUUAAGCUAGGAACAGAAUGCAAAACACAACAAUUUUAUCCGCUCGAACCAUUACAGAAGAGUAUAACGUUUGGUAUAUACUGUACAGAAGAGAAAAAUCCUGAGCUAGUUACGGAUCCAGGUUGUGUGAAAUUGGGAAGCGUUACAAUACCAAUGCUUGACACAACUGGUGGAUGUUCUCGAAGCGUUGAUUUGAAUUUUCUGUUCGGCGAAACAGAAAUAGAAGUCAAAGUGAAGGACCCAAGGGAAGGAACAGUACGUGAAGUGAAAGUUUCAUUUUGGGGAUAAAUUUGGAAAUCCGUAGCUACUGAAGAGAGUUUUUGGCCCUUUGACUUUGAAUGAACGAAAUCAGUGUACUUUGUCUUGCGAGUUGAAACAAUGAAAUGUGUACUAUUUUUACCGAUUAUAAGCACGUGCUACUUGCGACUACAAAAACUCGUUUAUCCAUUGUGUAUUUGCUUCGAAUCUAUCUAAUGCUUAAAAAUAAAGUACAUUUGGUUUUUUAAAAUUUCGAUAUUUUCAUUACACAAUAUUUAGGUGUUUAGCUAGAUAUGGAAAAGGUUACCAUCACUUGCGAUUUUAUUGGACACAUUUAGCUUUGAAAAUAAACAUAUCAAAAAAUA
Molecule: messenger RNA, 2192 nt
Organism: Ruditapes philippinarum (Manila clam)
Lineage: Eukaryota; Metazoa; Mollusca; Bivalvia; Venerida; Veneridae
Product: heat shock 70 kDa protein 12A-like
Molecular function (GO): ATP binding; ATP-dependent protein folding chaperone
Source: RefSeq, a predicted model, not a curated record